Messenger RNA from Trichosurus vulpecula (common brushtail), 1395 nucleotides. RefSeq names its product NPC intracellular cholesterol transporter 2 (gene NPC2). Gene Ontology annotation, molecular function: cholesterol binding. The coding region runs from base 210 to 662 and encodes 150 amino acids. The transcript has 4 exons. NCBI's taxonomy places the organism in Eukaryota, Metazoa, Chordata, Mammalia, Diprotodontia, Phalangeridae. Gene Ontology annotation, biological process: cholesterol efflux; intracellular cholesterol transport. The record is from RefSeq and is a predicted model, not a curated record.
GAGAAACUUUAUUAGUCACGAGGCGAAGUUGGGAAAAGUAAAGGUUCGCGCCCCCCCCCCGCCGGGGCGGGGCCAGGCACAUGACCCCGGAGCCGAGGGGGUGUUGCGGGCUCGGCCCACGUGGGCUGGCUCUCCGGCCUGGGCCCCGCCCCAGUGGCUUUAUCUGGUGACGGUCCUGCCUCCUUCUGAGCUGCUCCCUCACCGCCGCGAUGGCCUUCUGCUCCUCUGCCUCGGUGCUGCUGCUCCUGACCCUCGGGGUCGUCGCCCUGGCCGAGCCGGUUCACUUUUUGGACUGUGGCUCUGCGGUUGGAAAAGUUCAGGUGGUGGAAGUGAUCCCCUGCUCUGUUCAGCCCUGCAAAUUGCACAAAGGAGAAUCCUACAGUGUCAAUGUCACCUUCAUCAGUGGUGUCUGGUCUCAGAACACCACAGCUUCAGUGCAUGGCAUUAUAUUUGGGGUUGAAGUACCUUUCCCUAUCCCUCAGCCUGAUGGAUGUAAGUGUGGCAUUAACUGUCCCAUUGAAAAAGGCAAGACCUAUAACUACUUGAACAAGUUUCCAGUGAAGAGCGAAUACCCAAAUAUAAAGUUGGUGGUGGAAUGGAAGCUUUUGGAUGACAAGUCAAAUAUUCUGUUCUGCUGGAAGAUCCCAGUAGAAAUCAUGUAAGCCGAUGAGCUACACUCACCAAUGUUUGUCUCAGGAUGAGAGGGGGUGAGGGUGGGGAGUCGGGUUAUUGGGAAAGGUUGAAACCUGAAACAAGCUCAGUGCCAUAAGAAGAAGGGGAUUUCCAGUGUGCUGCUCUAUACAUCCAGACCCCACUCUCUGCAAGAUCAGGAGUUGUGCAGUUACACCAUGUGAGCCCAGAGAGUGCCAGUGUGGACUGUUGUCUGCAUUCUCUGCAGCUGGCAUGGGGAGGGCCCAAGCCAUCCCCCUCAGGGGUGGCUGUUUUGAGAUGUCUUGGAAGUUGGCUUUGGGUCAUGGGACUCAAUUCCAAACUGUGGUGAUGCCGGGUGGGAUAUUAAAUCUCUAAGCUUUUCAACCCAAGUGCCUCAUUGUGAGUCUAACAUUCCUGUCUUAACAUUUUGUGUGACCACUCCCUGACCCCGGUUCCUACAUCUGUCAGUGCUUGAGUGUCAUCUGCUUCCUUCCACCAAAGAACUCAGUUGCCAGGAGCUCUGGAUGGAUGAAUGGCUAUUGGUCUUAGUUGGUGGCAGAUGUUUCUGCUUUAAUUCUGCCUUUUGUGGCUUUUACUGAACAAAUGGAUGAUUUUUUUUUGCACUAGUUUGUGGUGAAUACACAGCAGCACAUAUCAGCUGAAUCUGUCUUUUUUUAACCUCAUUAACUUGCAAAUUCUUAAUGUACCUGGAAAUUCCUUUGAAUAAAGUCUUUAUGAAUCUUG